AGGAUCCGCUCGCAGAACAUCGUGCCCUGCACCGUGUCCCAGCUGCUGGCAGCCGAGCAGGUCGACGAGACCUUCCGGAUCCGCGACGUGGAGAUCUCCCAGGUCACCAUCAUGGGGAUAAUUCGGCACGCCGAGAAGGCACCGACAAACAUCCUCUACAAAGUGGACGACAUGACGGCAGCCCCGAUGGAUGUCAGGCAGUGGGUCGAUACCGAUGAGGCAGGUAGCGAGAAUGUUGUGGUACCUCCAGGAACUUACGUAAAAGUAGCUGGUCAUCUUCGGUCUUUCCAGAAUAAGAAAAGCUUGGUGGCAUUUAAGAUCAUGCCUCUGGAAAAUAUGAAUGAAUUCACCACACAUAUACUAGAGAUUGUGAAUGCACAUAUGAUCCUCAGAAAAAAUCUUAUGUCGGCAUCGAGAGUGCCUCAGUCGUUUUCCUCUGCUGGGAUCAGUGACAUGGGGGGCUACGGAGGAGGUGGCAGCCUGCCAGUGAAUGGACUCACAGCGCAUCAGAGUCAGGUGCUGAACUUGAUUAAAAACUGCCCUGUCCCAGAAGGUAUGAGCCUUCAAGAGUUGAAACAUCAGCUCCACAAUAUGAGCAUGGCAACGAUCAAGCAAGCCGUUGAAUUCCUUAGUAGUGAGGGACACAUCUACUCCACUGUGGAUGAUGAUCACUAUAAGUCAACAGAUGCUGAGUGAAGUUACUUGCAGCUGGAUUUGGUUCUAAGCUUGUCCAUGUAUUGAGUUAUCCUGCCAAGCUUUGCAAUCUGGAAGGUGAUCUUUGCUCUUUCUAGCCCGUGAAAGUCCCCGUUACUCUGUGGGUGCCUCCUU
Molecule: messenger RNA, 828 nt
Organism: Pterocles gutturalis (yellow-throated sandgrouse)
Lineage: Eukaryota; Metazoa; Chordata; Aves; Pterocliformes; Pteroclidae
Gene: RPA2
Product: replication protein A2, 32kDa
Exons: 7
Biological process (GO): nucleotide-excision repair; DNA replication; double-strand break repair via homologous recombination
Cellular component (GO): site of double-strand break; nucleus; chromosome, telomeric region
Molecular function (GO): DNA binding
Source: RefSeq, a predicted model, not a curated record